GCCCAUCCCCAGCUCGGGGCCGCGCAUGCGUGCUGGGACCGUGACGGGGCUGUGUGCCGCGGGGGUCCGGCAGCUGCGUCAGGCGAAGCUCCCCCAACAUGGCUGAGGUGGAAGAAACACUGAAGCGAAUUCAGAGCCAAAAGGGCGUCCAAGGAAUCAUUGUUGUUAAUUCAGAAGGUAUUCCUAUCAAAAGCACAGUGGACAACUCCACAACAGUGCAAUACGCAGGCCUAAUGCACAGCUUCAUCAUGAAGGCAAGGAGCACUGUGCGAGACAUUGAUCCCCAGAACGACCUGACGUUCCUGCGGAUCCGCUCCAAGAAAAAUGAGAUCAUGAUUGCUCCAGAUAAAGACUAUUUCCUGAUUGUCAUCCAGAAUCCAACAGAAUGAGAUGGUCCUAAAUUAGUCUGGUUUUCCGCCCACUACCGAAUAUUUUUAAUUUAAUAGCCAAAAGCAAAGCAUUAGUGUUAAUUCUAUUGUGCCACCUUAAUAAUGACCAGGAGGACAACCUUGUGCUCUUUUUUUGUUUACAAAGAAGUAAAAGUAUCUUUCCUUUGUAUCACUAAAAUGGCAUUCCGUGGAAGGGGUAUGAGGAUUGAAAUCAAGUGACUUGGGCAGUCAGAAACGGACAGUUUUCUUUUAGCGUUCAAGAAGAUAACUUAAUAUAAUAGAAAUUCUAAUAGUGUGAUCUAAAAAAUAAAUCUUUGUGGUUUGCACACUCCUUUCAAUUCUGUCUGAAAUAUGGUUUUUACCUUAUUGGUUUUGAAUGAUUGUAAAUACGAAGCUUCGUUACUCACAACUUACCUUCUUGUCUCCUUUUUUUUGCCGCUUUUAUGAUUUAUUUUGAAAAGGUUUUGCCUUAUCAAAUCAAUAAAAGUGUCAUCAAUGAUUA
Gopherus evgoodei (Goodes thornscrub tortoise) is the source of this 891-nucleotide messenger RNA. RefSeq names its product dynein light chain roadblock-type 1 (gene DYNLRB1). NCBI's taxonomy places the organism in Eukaryota, Metazoa, Chordata, Testudines, Testudinidae. Gene Ontology annotation, molecular function: dynein intermediate chain binding. Gene Ontology annotation, biological process: microtubule-based movement. Gene Ontology annotation, cellular component: cytoplasmic dynein complex; cytoplasm; centrosome. The transcript has 4 exons. Bases 99 to 389 code for a protein of 96 amino acids. The record is from RefSeq and is a predicted model, not a curated record.